Papaver somniferum (opium poppy) is the source of this 909-nucleotide messenger RNA. RefSeq lists its product as uncharacterized. The record is from RefSeq and is a predicted model, not a curated record. Lineage: Eukaryota; Viridiplantae; Streptophyta; Magnoliopsida; Ranunculales; Papaveraceae. The transcript has 2 exons. The coding region runs from base 1 to 909 and encodes 302 amino acids.
AUGUUUAAGGAUUUGUUACUGCAAUGUCCUCACCAUGGUUUCGAACAGUGGAGACUAUCAACAAUUCUAUAUGAAGGGUUGGAUUUCGCCACUCGAACCUUGGUUGAAUCUAUGUGCAAUGGUGAGUUCACAGAUAAAAGUGCCGACGAGUCGUGGGCCUUCUUGCAUGAAGUUUCCGAGAAAACUCAGCAAUGGGAGUCUGAUAGAGCACCUAGGAAGUCGACCAUCAGGGGUAAUGUUCAUAAAAUAGAGUCUGACUUUGAGGGUAAUGCUAAAAUAGCAUCAUUGGUUAGGAGAGUUGAGGCUUUAGAACUAGAGAAAAGUAUGAAAUCUGCUGCAACUACUUCUUGGAACCAAGUUGAGGUUUAUAAUUGUGUUGAGUGUAAUAGUUCUGAUUAUCUUGUUGAUAACUUCCCACAAUUUCAUGCAUUUCAAGAGUCCAGACCUGAGCAAGCUAAUCUUUUGUAUCAAAAGCAUGAGAAUAACCCCUAUUCUCAGACAUAUAACCCAGGGUGGAGAAACCACCCUAACUUUUCAUGGUCCAAGGUCCCUGUACAAGGGGGAAAUCCAGGAAACACACAAGGAUAUUCAUAUCCUAGAAACCCCCAAGUACAAUCGCACACACAGUACCCGGUAGAGAAAAGGCCUAGUUUUUAUGAGGGUGUAAACCAAAUGAAUCAAAAUAUUUUGCAAUAUCAGAAGAUGAAUGACCAAAGGUUUGCUAGUCUAGAACUUAAGUUGGGCCAAAUUUGUGAUGCUAUAAAUGAGAGGGAAAAGGGUAAACUCCCUAGUCAACCUCAGAAAAAUCCGAAAGGCACCUUUCAGGCAAGUACAUCUAAUUGUAAUGAGACUGCACAUGCUGUCACCACUCUUCGCAGUGCUAAUGUUCCUGUUGCUCCAUUUCCUUGA